GCAGCAAGCAUUACUCAAACUUUUUGUGCUGGAGAUUUCUUGUAAAUUGAUAAUGACUUCUUGAAUAUUUUAUGUUUUUUAGUUGUGUUUACUUCACUUAACAAUAAUAUCAAGCUUUUUUUGUUUUCAACAAAAGGACAAGUUUCAGGACCAUUUAAAUUUUUCUUUUUCUUCUCCCCUUUUUUUUUGUGUGUGUGAUGUUUGAUAUGCAAGUUGGAGGACAGCAUAUAUCUGUUAAAUGUUUGGCCAAUAGUUUUUCUGUCCUUUCCAUUUGUUGUUACUAAGAAUCUUCUUUGUGUUAGAAGUCUGACCAAGUUGACAACCUGUUUACUAGCCCCUUAAAUACAUAUUAAACUCACUAACAUUUGCAAACAGUUUAAGCCUUUGUGCUACUGUUGGCAUUCCUUGCAACAAAUCUUGAUACCAUUUACUCUUUUGUUUUUCUGUUUUCUUGAUUGUGUUAUGCAAAUGAAAACAAGAAGGGGAAAGAGAUCUCAGGCCUUUUGGCCAUCCAUUGUGAUGAAGAAGUGGCUGAAUAUUGCACCUAAAGUGUAUGAUUUUAGUGAAGAUGAAGUUGACACCGAAACGGAGAGUGAGGAUGAUGCUUGCUCACUCAAAGAUGAAAGAAUGGUUGAAGAUCAUGAACAUGGAAAACCAGGGAAGCUUAAUGAAUGCCAGACUCAAACUACAGGGAAACCUUCCGCUGAGUAUAACCCGAGACACAGGAGAGGGAAAUCAGAAACUUUGAGAGCUCAGUAUAUUAACACGAAAGAAGUGAGAGUUACCGUUGGCACUUGGAAUGUGGCGGGAAGACUUCCAGAUGAGGAUCUAGAUAUUGAUGAGUGGCUUUGUAUGCAAGAACCAGCAGAUAUCUAUAUCCUUGGAUUCCAAGAGGUGGUCCCUUUGAAUGCUGGAAAUGUACUGGGAGCAGAAAAUAGAAGGCCAGUUCCGAAAUGGGAGGCGAUCAUCCGAAGAACGUUAAACAGGACGGAGGAACCUGAGACUAAGCUCAAGAGUUAUAGUGCUCCGCCCUCUCCAGUCUUAAGGACUUCUUCUGCUGCUGACAUAAUUGCGGAUGUGGUUGAUGCUCCUGCACUGGAUAUAAUCGAAGAGGCAUCACUCGACGCACCUUUGGUUUUCGAGAAUAAUACUAUCGACCUAGGAAAGAAUCUCCAUUUAAAGAGGAUAUACGGAAUUGAUUGUGACAGUAGAUUGGAUUGGCCUGAACGUCCCCUGGAUGCGACGCCUCAAGUUCUUUCUUCUAAUUUCAAGUUGAGGAGAGUCUUCAGUAGUACCGCGAGAGUUGGUUUUGGUAGCAUAGAAAAUCCUCUUCUUUUUGAAGGUAGAGGGUUAAAAAGGGUGCACCAAAGCUCAGGAAACUUAGGAUUGAUGUGGAUGGAUCAAAAAGAAGAACCUGUAGUUCUUGAUGCGCUUUCUGAUGGCUCUGAUCAAUUUUGUGAUGAGGAAAAUGACUUGUUUGAAGAAUUUCCAGAGGUAAAGGAAGGAAGUUCACUUCUAAAUCACCCUGUGAAGUCUCGUCCAAUGUAUGUGCGUAUUGUUAGCAAGCAGAUGGUUGGUAUAUACGUAUCAGUCUGGGUACGUCGAAGAUUGAGGAGGCAUAUAAACAACUUGCAAGUCUCAGCAGUUGGAAUUGGACUUAUGGGGUACAUGGGCAAUAAGGGAUCUGUUUCUGUGAGCAUGUCUCUUUACCAGUCGCGGCUAUGCUUUGUUUGUUCUCAUUUGUCAUCCGGACAAAAGGAUGGAGCUGAGCAAAGGCGUAACUCUGAUGUCAAUGAAAUCAUUAGGCGUACUCAUUUCUCAUCCCUAUUUGAUACAGAUACAGAUGAACCACAAACAAUUCCAUCUCAUGAUCAGAUAUUCUGGUUUGGAGAUUUAAAUUAUCGAAUCAGUAUGGCGGAUGCUGAGGUACGGAAGCUUGUCGCAAAUAAGCAAUGGGAUGAACUUCUCAACAGUGAUCAGCUACACAAAGAACUCCGAAAUGGGCAUGUCUUUGCUGGUUGGAAGGAGGGGUUGGUUAACUUUGCACCAACUUACAAGUAUGAAUUCAACAGUGAUAGAUACAACGGAGAAAUUCAUAAAGAAGGGGAAAAGAAGAGAUCACCAGCAUGGUGUGAUCGUAUACUUUGGUUUGGAAAAGGUAUAAAACAGCUCUUUUACAAGCGCGCAGAAUUAAGAAUAUCAGAUCAUCGGCCUGUAAGCUCAAUGUUUUCAGUAGAAGUGGAAAUAUUUGACCACAGAAAGCUACAGAGAGUUCUCAAUGUUAAACGUUCAGCAAUUCAUCCUGAGAUUCUGCUAGAAAUUGGAGAGUAAAAUUUGACAGUAGAUGAUUAUUUCGUUGGUGAAACUACUUGAAUACCACUCGGGAGGAGAAGAGCUUCAAGUUCUUGCAUCAUGCUAAUGAAACACUGAUAAGUCACUAGACCAUAACUGUUUCAUGUCAGAAGGAUGAACAUCAUAUACUCAAGCGACGAAAAGCUGGCUACAAGAAAAUGUGUAUAUUAAUGUUGUUUAAAUCUUAAAUAGUCAUUGGAAAAAACAAAAUAUUAGUGAUUUUUCCCUUGUAUUUGGUUUUGGUCUGGGACAUCCUAUGUGUUUUGCAUAGGCUUGUUUCCCAUAGUGUGAAUUUAGUUCAUUCAAAGGUUUUCCUCAAUAUUUUUUUCUUAUUUUCUUUGUUUGUUUACAUUUCCCAUUGAAAAGAAGGGAAUACCUGUAUAGUUUAGUAAAUUUAGUGUAGGUAUCCAUUCAAAGUUCCUAUCUAGCUAGACGAGGAUUUAUGCUUGUAACUGAUUAACUGAACAGAUCAAUAUUUAUUGCAUAAAAUUACUGAUUACAUUCCCUUCA
Molecule: messenger RNA, 2862 nt
Organism: Capsicum annuum
Lineage: Eukaryota; Viridiplantae; Streptophyta; Magnoliopsida; Solanales; Solanaceae
Product: type I inositol polyphosphate 5-phosphatase 2
Exons: 11
Coding region: 463-2331 (622 amino acids)
Biological process (GO): phosphatidylinositol dephosphorylation
Molecular function (GO): phosphatidylinositol-3,4,5-trisphosphate 5-phosphatase activity; phosphatidylinositol-4,5-bisphosphate 5-phosphatase activity; inositol-polyphosphate 5-phosphatase activity
Source: RefSeq, a predicted model, not a curated record